Molecule: messenger RNA, 617 nt
Organism: Symbiodinium necroappetens
Lineage: Eukaryota; Dinophyceae; Suessiales; Symbiodiniaceae
Source: the annotation of a GenBank genome assembly
AUGUUCGAUCUUUUUUGCAUCCAACCUAUUGCACAAUGCUCCCGUCUCCGUCACUUUGGAGCGCGGGGAAGAAAAUGGAAGGGUCUCGUGUCAAGGAAGCGGAAACAAUUCUUCGCAGACUUUAGCGAUGAAAUGCCGGACGAAGAAGCAGCUCUCGUUUAUUGGGCUGAGCUCGGCGAGAACACGCUGCAUUUGUUCGAGCUUUUCCUGCAGUGCGGGAAACCCGUGGCUGCCGUUGCGGCAGCUUCAGAGUUGGGUCGUCCAGAAGAAGCAUUGCAGCUGCUCCACAAGUGCCAAGUAUCUUGGGAGGACUGGCACUGUUAUACUUUGGAUAUUCUGAUGACGGCAGUGCAGCAGAAGAAGCUGAGCGACAAUCAAGCGCGGGGACUUGGCAAAGCCAGCCGGACACUUCGAAGCUCUUUGCCUGAAGGCGCACUUCAAGCGCGGGUUCGCCUUGACUAUGUCGAUGCUGUGCUUCGCUGCGCUCGUCUUACACCUCGGUCGAAGUUGCCCCAGAGCUCAACCUGUGCUUCGGAGAAGAGCUCGCGUUUGCAGAGUGUGCUCAGGUCGCAGAUGCCACCUGGACCUUGCAGCAACUUGAGUGGUACAUCAACGAG